CCUGUGAAGUCAGACUAACAGUAAGAGUCUCUGAAAAAUGACAUUGUUCAUCCCAGAUGUGGCAACUGGACGUUUGUUUUUGGUCAUCCUCAUAUUCUACCAGAGUCACCGUAUCCCGAAGACAAAGAUCUGGAAGAAAAAAUCAUCCAUUUCAAAUCUAUGGUUCUGUCUGUUCACUGUGACUGAAGAUGACCUGAUCAGACAUCUACAGUCAGUAGGGAGUCAGGAGGUGAGCUGUGACUACAGAGUGAGUUCAGGACCAAACUCUCUCUCUCCACGUAGUGACGGGUAUAAUAUAACAACAGGUUCAACUGUUAGUACUGUUAGUACUGUUAGUACCCACAAAGCCCCAGUGAGACCAACUAGCAAUUUGUUAACUAAUGCUACUUUGAUCCCCAAAUCCCAAUUGAGACCAACUACCAGUUCAACCACUUCUUUGACCUCCAUGGCAACAUCAUCAGGUUUGACUGUUAGUUCUACUUUGACCCCUGGCACCCCACAGAGAUCAACUAAAAGAGGCCAAAGCUCCACAGAAAAUGUGGUGAAACCCAACCCAGACAACAACUUGGCAGUGGGUCUGGCUUCUGGAGUGGGUGUAUUCCUGGUGGGAUUGACAGCUGUCUGUCUCUAUAGGAAGACCAAAAGAAACAAAUCUCAGAGUCCUCAGGCCCAACAGGACGAUUAUAAUGAACAAUUUGUGAUGGAAACCAACCGGUGUGGAAGCCUGGAGGACUCAGGGCAUGAUGGAUUUUAUUCUGUCAUCCCGUCUGUACCAUCUACGUUCUUGCCCUCAGAAAGAAACAAAUCUCAGAGUCCUCAGGCCCAACAGGACGAUUAUAAUGAACAAUUUGUGAUGGAAACCAACCGGUGUGGAAGCCUGGAGGACUCAGGGCAUGAUGGAUUUUAUUCUGUCAUCCCGUCUGUACCAUCUACGUUCUUGCCCUCAGGUCCUGUUGGAGAGAACGGACAAUCAUCUGAACAUGAUAAUGAGUACUGCACAAUCCCAGACAGACCAGCAGUCUCAGCCCAGAUAGAUGGGUUGUACAGUCUUCUACAGACACAAUGAAAUUACAGGACUUGCUUUCUGUAGUUACAAUCUCCAAAUGUUUUUGGACAGUGAUAUGUUUUUCUUUAUAUAUUAUCUUUAUUCAAUCUAAUUUAAAAUUAAACAAUGACAAUGGUGUAAAGUUUGCCAUGGUAAAGUACGUCAAAACUGGAAAUAAGUGUGUGGCAUACAGAGCUUCCCUGAAUAAGACAGCGUAGAGAGCUACACAAAACUGUCAGUAAUGUAGGUUCUUAUUUAAACUUAUUCAGAGCAUCAGUCUCCUCUUCAAUGUGUAUUGUUGUAAACACAUUUUUGCAUUUUAAGUCCAAGAUUUAAAUGGUGUGAGACCAUCAUUUUUUUCAAAUUAAUAAUAUU
This is a messenger RNA of Esox lucius (northern pike), 1420 nucleotides long. RefSeq lists its product as uncharacterized. The record is from RefSeq and is a predicted model, not a curated record. The transcript has 16 exons. The coding region runs from base 38 to 1066 and encodes 342 amino acids. NCBI's taxonomy places the organism in Eukaryota, Metazoa, Chordata, Actinopteri, Esociformes, Esocidae.